This is a messenger RNA of Ruditapes philippinarum (Manila clam), 4894 nucleotides long. Its product is annotated as synembryn-A-like. The record is from RefSeq and is a predicted model, not a curated record. Gene Ontology annotation, molecular function: guanyl-nucleotide exchange factor activity; G-protein alpha-subunit binding. Bases 144 to 1790 code for a protein of 548 amino acids. NCBI's taxonomy places the organism in Eukaryota, Metazoa, Mollusca, Bivalvia, Venerida, Veneridae. The transcript is spliced from 15 exons. Gene Ontology annotation, biological process: G protein-coupled receptor signaling pathway. Gene Ontology annotation, cellular component: cytoplasm.
UAUUUUCAACUAUGUAAGGGUAAAGUAAACCCUAAUUAUAAUUUUGCCGAGAACUGUCAAAAUCGAUGAAAGUGAAGUGAAUUGCAUAUUAUUUACCCUGUUUUAGAUAUGAGUUAAACAAGAUACAGAACUUGUGUGUAAGAAUGGAUGCAACAACUGUUCAGAAGAUUAGGAAUGGAACUGAGGAAGAAAUAAUUCAGUUACUGGGUGACUGGACUCAGAAGAAUGCACAAAUAUUCACAUUCAGCGAUGUUACAGAUGAUGUCAAAGAGAAAGUUACAGAGAGUUUAUUUGCUCGCCUGUCACAGAAAGCUUCGUCCAAAUUUUACUGUUUAUGUUUACAAACAUUGAGAUUGUUUAGCAGAGAGAAAAAUAGACUGGGUUCUAUGAUCACUGAUAAUGGACUGGUCCAUUUUAUGAGGUUAGCUGGACUGGAACACUAUGCUAAACAGGGGGAGGCAGAGAAUGGAAUCACAAUACAACUUGGUGAUGCAGACGUUACAAUAGAAGCUCAGAAAUGUUUAUGUAACCUCAUAUUCAACAGUGCACAGGCCCAGGCAGCAUGCAGUAAAAAUGGGUGUGUUGAAGGUAUUGUACAAAGAUUGAAGACAUACAAGGACCCCGAUCUUAAAUUUGAUAUCAAGUUCUAUGACAUGAGACUGUUGUUUCUUCUGACAGCACUUUGUGCAGAUACCAGGCCAAAGAUACGUUUCGAAUUGCACGGGUUCACUUACCUGAUUGAGGUCAUAGAUCUAAUACUGAGAGAUGCUGAGGCACGUGACAACGGCCUCACUGACCAGGAAGUAGAUUUGUGCUCGGAAAUUCUCAAAAUUCUAUUUAAUCUGACAGUGACUGUGGACAGAAAUAACUUAGACGAGGAGGAAGAAGCACAUAUGAUGAGACUGGUUUGUGUACUCAGAGAUCUUCUCAUGUGUAAAACAGCAUCUAAAGAUAAAAGGGAAGAAAUAAUAAGUCACACAGUGAAUUUAUUAAUCAACAUGCCGAGAGAUUGUUAUGAGGAACUUCUAGCUCCCAUGGCAGAGGUUGAUCUGACUGGUAUUGAGAAUAAAGAGGUGGAAUAUGACGGCAAGAAUAUGGAAGCUGUCGUGAUACUCCUUAACUUCUUGUAUGAGCGACUAGAUAGGCCUCCAAAGUCAUUAAAAGAGAGUCUUACACCGAUCUUGCAUUGUUUGUGUGAGACGUGUAGAGCUAACAGAUCCAUCAGAAAAUUCUGUAGAAUGAAGGUGCUGCCUCCAUUGAAAGAUGAAGUGAAACAUUUACCUGAGGAAGGUAGCACUCUCAGAAACAGAUUGUGUAAGUUGUUGACGUCACCAAUCUUAGAGGUGAAGGAACUUGCAGCAGAUUUUCUUUUUGUUUUGUGCAAAGAAAGUGUAAAUAGAAUGAUCAAGUACACUGGUUACGGGAACUGUGCUGGUUUGUUGGCAAAUAGAGGUCUCAUGUGUGGCGGCCAGAGUCAAGGUCAGGGAGACUACUCCAGUGAUUCUGAAGACUCCGAAACUGAAGAGUAUUCUAAUAUGGCGGAAUGUGUAAAUCCAGUAACUGGUAGAUUUGAGGUGGAGAAGCCAAAACCUUGGGAAGGUAUGACAGAUGAACAAAAAGAAUAUGAAGCUAUGAAACUUGUAGAAGCUAUGGACAAACUGAACAGACAGGGAAUAAUACAGCCGAGUGUGUUAGGAGAUGAUGGUCGCCCACAGACUGUAUCACAUAUUCUGGAGUUGUUGGAGAACCAGCCUAACCCCCCACCAGCAACAGGAAGUGAUGAUGAGUAGACUGGUUUACUGAAAGUGGAUUUUAUGUGUACAGACUGUGCUUAGUCUGGUUGCACGCCCACCAAAAUUAUUGCAAGUGAUACCAGUUUUUAUAUCAGAAGUUCAAUUAUUAAAACAUAAAACACAAAUUUGUACAGAUGAAUGGAAACUGAUUAUAACAUACUGGAAAAUAAUAUAAAAUUUGAUUGGUUGAAGGUUCUGUCUGCAAUAUAAUUGGUCGUUGAGAUGGUUCUAAAAAUAGUCUGAUACAUUAUGUGAAAAUUCUGGUUAUAAGUAGACAGUGUAAGGCAGUGUAUUUUUUUAUAAGCAAAACCACCAUUCUUAAGAAGUAAAAUAGCCUUUAAAAAAAAUGAAUGUAGAAUACACAAUGAUAAUAUACUUUAAAUAUGGAGUUUUCUAUUAUAAAUUAAUGUGGGGGAUUUUAAUAAUAACUUAUUAUUAUAAUAAUAAACAUCAAGCUGCCAACAGUAUAGUGAGAAAAGGUUGCAGGAUUUGGAAGGCUAACCUUACUCUUAUCUUAGUGACAUAGGCAAGGAUGGGUUGCCUUUUAGUUUAGCAUUGAAAUGGCUAAAACAACACACUAUAUAUACAUGUAGCAAUUUAUAAAUGAUGAUGGAAUAAAGAAAUGACAUCACAUGGGGCAACAGAUAGAUAUUUUUGAUUAGGGAGGAUUCAGAGGAAAGAUUUAUCAAAAGAACAUUGUACAAAUGCAUUCUUACCCGUAACCUACUGAAUUUCUUAAAUGGACUUUUCCAAUUUCGAUUUUGGAACAGUCCUUAAUCAAUUUUAAGGGAUAUGAAGGUGAGAAUUUCAAGUUGGCCAGCCAACAGUAUAGAGCCUGGUCAGACUGCACGAAUGUGCAAGCAGGCCUGGCUCUAUACUGGUGGCAAAGACUAAUCACUUUGGCCUUCAGCAGGGUAAAGGUUAACCUUAAUCUUGGAUACAGAAUCUACCCAUGCAACCAGUGCAGACCAAGAUUAGCCGGCACAUCCAUGCUCUCUGAUCAUAGCACUGUUUACAUUUCUAUCAGUGCUUAUUUUGACAUUUUUCCUGAAUAUAGACAAAUCUGUGUAAAAUAUUUAUUGGGUUAAUAUGGAUGAAAUAGAUGUUACUGACUUUGUUUGUAUGGUACAUGUAAAUUAUUGGUAUGUUAUUAUUAUAUUAAUAAUAGUGAGAAAGAUUUAUUAAAAUUUGUCAUGCCAAAAUUAAAUUAUCAUAAGGUUUGAAUAAAUUGAAUUUCUGUAAGGGUUGCUAUUCAAUGUAUAUACUAUUCUUUUUAUGAUGUUUUCAAACAAAAAAAAAUUGGCGCAAACAUUCUGAGAUUAUGUUUUGUAUCUAAUUAUUUAACCAAAAGAUCUCAAAUUUAAGGUUAUACUUUUUAACCAUUUGUCCUCAAUAUUUUACUGUAUGCAAAAGAUGAUAAUGUAAAAUGGUGCGUUUUUGUUUUUUUUUAAGGAAAACUUUCUUGAAUGGCGCUGCAAUAUGUCAAAAAUUAUGUACAGUAAAUAUUGGGCGGAAAAUAAUCCAGAUGUAAAAUUCUCAGAAUCAGUUUUACACGAGACCCUCUCUGGUUUUUAGAAUGACCACUCUAAAGCUUUUUAUGUCUUUUAAGCAUAGUGAUCAAACCUUGCAAUUUUAUUAUUUGUCGGUCAUGCUAUUCUGUGUAAACUUUACUAAAGUCUGAUGUUGUUUAUUUGGAAAGGUGUUCAAUUUGUAAACAUGUCUUAUAGUUACCGUUUCUAAUUACACUACUCACCUUUUAAAGUCAGGAUAAUAAAAGUUCAGUUGUCUUAAAAUGUUUAACAUUUUCUGAGAAGUGAAAUUUUUCCAUCUUCAUCCCCACUCAAGGAUAUUAAUUAGAAACAAUAUUUGCCCGUGUAUGCACGUACAUGGGAAACACAUGGACACCACUUUUCACUGUAGAUUGAUAUGCUUUUGAAUAAUGUAAAUAAAAAUUUCAGAACUUUGUCAGAGCUUUUUGCAUAAAUUUUGAUUCUUUUCAAAUUAAGGUACUUGUGUGUUCAUCAGAUUUUGCUUUAACAAACAUUUGUAAAUCAAGUGUACAAAAUAUUUCUUCUUGAUGGUGCUUAACUUACACAAUAUAAAUGUAUAGUAGUACUGUGUAAGUUAUCAUAGGAUGUUGUCAAAAUGAUGUAAACUAAACUACUUAAUCAUUAAUUAGCAGCGUCAUGACAAAACCAACAUAAUGAGUUUGCGACCAGCAUGGAUCCAGACCAGCCUGCGCAUCCGCGCAGUCUGAUCAGGAUCCAUGCUGGUUGCAAACCCAUUAUGUUGGUUUUGUCAUGACGUGGCUCAUUUGUUCUAGCAAUUCACCCCAACUGUGCUGAAUAUGUAUGAUAUACUUUGCCUAGUUUUAAUUUGAGAAUCAUUUUAAUAUGUGUCUGAGUGAUUUAAAUUUCACUAUUGAAAUGGUAAGAUUGAGCAGUUAUCUAGGGUUGUGUCUAAUCAGUCUGACGUAACAAAAAUAGUAAAACCUGACUAACCAUAAAGUCAGGCAGGCCUAACAAAUAGGUCAAACUGGCCUAACAAUAAGGUCAAACUGGCCUAACAAUAAGGUCAAGCUGGGUUAAAAAAGGUUAGAACAGCCUAAUAAUAAGGUCAAACUAGACUAACAAUAAGGUCAGACUGGCCUAUCAAUAAGGUCUAAUUGACCUAACAAUAAGGUCAGACUAGCCUUACAAUAAGAUCAAAUUUUACUAACAAUAAGAUCACACUGGCUUAAUAAUAAGGUCAGACUAGCCUAACAAUAAGGUCAGACUAGCCUUACAAUAAGGUCAGACUAGCCUAACAAUAAGAUCAAAUUUUACUAACAAUAAGGUCAGACUGGCCUAACAAUAAGGACAGACUAGCCUAACAAUAAGAUCAAAUUUUACUAACAAUAAGGUCAGACUGGCCUAACAAUAAGGUUUGGCUGGACUAACAAUAAGGUCAGACUAGCCUUACAAUACUCGUAUUAUGGGCAAGUCAUCUCUACAAGCACUGUAUGAGUUGAUAUUUUCAUACAUAUAAUAAUUUUUAUCUCCAGUUGAUUUUGUUUAGAGUAUUGUGAUAAGUGAUAGGAAAAAAACAAUGUCCAUUUGGUU